Paramuricea clavata is the source of this 4494-nucleotide messenger RNA. The record is from the annotation of a GenBank genome assembly. Lineage: Eukaryota; Metazoa; Cnidaria; Anthozoa; Malacalcyonacea; Plexauridae.
AUGCUUGUGUCCAUUUUACCCAAUGGUUUCUUCAAUUUUGUUUCAAAAGCAUGGGGAGGAAGAACAUCCGAUAAUCAUCUGACAAGGAAUUGUGGCUUUUUAGACCUUGUUGAACCUUAUGAUAGUGUGAUGGCAGAUAAGGGAUUUCAAAUUAGAGAAGACUUGUUGCUGAGAACAGCUGAACUCCACAUUCCACCUGGCAGACAUGGAAGCGAGCAGAUGUCAAAAGCUGAUGUAAAGAAAACACAUGAGAUUGCAAACAGACGUAUUUAUGUGGGAAUGGCCAUAAGAAGAUUGAAGACCUUCAGCCUGAUAAAGUAUGAGUUACCAAUAACUUUAAUAAAUCAGAUAGACAAUAUAACAGGUAUAUGUGCAGAUUAUGCAAUUUAUAUCCCCCCCCCCCUCCAUAAAGCAUAAUUAUAUUCAGCUUGGUAUUGAUCAAGAUACUCUCAUCACCAAUUAUGUAGCUGAGGGAAUAAUUUGAGUAAUAUUUUAUAUGGUUGUAAAUCUUGUAACCUUGGGUAUUUCCAACCAUUUACGGAGCUAAAGAGAUAAUCAAAUUUAACUGAUUAACUGGCAAUGAACCCAAAUCCUACCACCUAUUAAUUAGUAUCUUACUCUGUAUAAUCAGUGGCGCCGUGCGACCCAUGUUUUGGGGUGGGCCAAGGGCAGUAAACCCAAAAUUUUUCCGGACAACAACAUUUUAAAUCUUCACUUCCGUCGACAACUUUGACAAUUUCUGACAACUUUCCGACAACAUUGGCAAUUUUCCAACGGGUCUCAACAAUAGGGGGGGGCAUGGCCCCCCCGGCCACGGCACCACUGUGUCUAAUGUUAGAUGAUUUUAUUUUCAGUGAAAGGGCACUGUCCUCAGUGAAGAGUAAAAUUGUCUGGCAUUAAUUAAACAGUGGGUGAAAUUAAUUAAAACACUUUAGUGUGUAGGCAUCUGGACUCACUGUCAGCUAAUGGGUUAAUUAAUAAACCAGACACUGGCAGAUAGUUCUGGUAAAGAAAAGUUAUUUGAAUAACAUGACACAGAUUCAUAUUUUUCACAUAACAGUAACUCAGAAACAUAAACAAUUCCAUGUUAGUGUUCGUAAUAAAUAUCGUAAAUCGCUUAUAAAUUGCUCGUAAUUCGCUCGUAAAUCGCUGUGAACUCCCUCGUAUAAACAACAAUGAAACAAUAUAUUAUACUUCAAAACAAUACAAAAUUUACAAUAACAAAACAAUUACGUACAUGAUUGACAGUUAAGUGGAAAUACACACCUAAUUAUAGCAUAAUGUCUCUGUCUGAUAAUGUAAACGAUAUAUUAAAAUGUUAAUAAUUACUCUGUUCAUAACACUCCCCAGGGUUGAGCCGUAUACAGUGCUCAACAAUACUCCCCAGAAUAAUUGUAAACUACAAAUAUGAAAGUUUCACGAACUACAGUCUGUCUAACUGUUUGCAUAAUUGGUUUGUCAAAUCAUUAAUUAACAGAUGUUUAUGUCUUCUUUUGAGACUCUUUAAUCUGUUCCAAUCUUCGCAAUUCACCCACUACAGCAGCAUUGCGUCACGGUCGACCAGUUGACGACACGGCGGUUGAUGAUUCAUCUUCUGUUCUCUCUUUGUUGAUUUCAUUUCUUGUAUAUUGUCCGUGUUCCUAGCAGUUCGUCUAACUUUAAGUUCGUUGACAAACCUUAACACGUACGCUGUUACACGUAACAGCUUAGCGAAGCUGCUGAAUGAAUGAAUAACAGUCUGCAGUUUCUUAACGGUUUCGUUCAAGGCUGUGUCAUCCAGGGCGCUCACUGCUGGAUCCUUUGGCCACUCGCACUGAGGCUUGUAAAGAUACUCUGGUCCACUCCACCAAACAAGAUCACAUGCUUGUAUCCCACGAGAAGGUAAAUCGGCAGGGUUUUGAGAACCGGGACAAAACCCCCAUGAAGUUUUCGGCAUAAGUUGUUGUAUUUCUUGUACUCUACUAUAAUAUUGUAUCUUUUUACUUAGACUCAGGGCGCGAAAUAACGGCCGGUCAACGGACAAUGUCCAGCCAAAACGGCCAUUUGUCCGGCCAAACUUUCGAGUGACCGGUCAUUUUGACCAGCGAUUUCAGCCGAAAUCGGCAAUAAAACUUUCAGUCCAAACUAAUGCUCUGACCAGUGAGGUUAAGAAUAUUCCCUGUCUUCUUUGCCUCAUCAUUCUUAACAGAAUUUCCACCUUCACAGCUCAAUACUACUUAGGAAACGUCGAACAGACGAACACUGUAUCCUUGUUGACCCGCCAUUUUGAAAGUUUUAGUUGGAGUACUUCAUGUUAUCUGAACGUUAUGGAUACUUUACCAGUGAACUCUAAUAAUAACUGGAAGGCUAAGUCAGGGGGGGAGUUAUUAUUAGAGUUCACUGUAACUGAACAGGGUGGACUUCCGUCUACGCAUGCGCGAGAAACGUAAGCGUGGAGUGCACGUGAGCGCGGGUUAAUCGCGUGACUGAAUUAUAAAAACAAACAUCAAAUUUGCAAAAACUACUCGUGUUAUGAAGUUGUUUUCUUGUUUCUUUAGUGUUUCUACGCUCACAAUUUUAGGCAUUUCCAACUUAGAAGUGUUUGCUUUGGAAUAAGAAUGUGAAAGUAGAAAUAAAAACUUUGUUGCAGCAGUUUAAUUUCGCAGUGCAAAUAUACCUGUUUUUAAUAUGAAUAUCUUUUUCGAAGUGAGAUAUACAAGUGCAAAUUGACCUUCUUUAAAUUCGUACUUGCCCUAUUUUUCUCUCCAUAAAAACUACUUUUAUCGAUGGAGAAACUAUUUGACUCUAAAAAUAAGCUUGAAUUUUUGUGGUGAUAUAGGCUCACUUCUUUGCAAACAGUGAUUUAGUACUCGGUAGUGUAGUUGUUGUUUAUGAACAAAAGUCUAAAAUGGAUUCAACAUCCGUCAACAAAAAGGAGUCGCGCUUAUUACUACUCUGUAGAGGAUAGACAAUUAAUUUAACUCACUAGGAACCCAUUCUACAAUAUAAACUAGAAAUCGGCCAACAAAUUGCCACGAAAUACUACAAUGAAAAUAGGGUCUCUGAACUACCAAUUUCACCAAACGGUCAAGUUUCUCUGCAAAGAUCGCCCCUUUGCCCAAUUUUCCUCGAGUAGAUCAUCGUGUUUUUUAAGUCAAGGAUUAUGUAUACAUUAACAUAAAAGAAUAAAAAAAGUGUUGAUAAAGGGUAGAUUUUGAAUAAAAUACGAAUAUCUGUAUACAAGAUCUGAGUGUUAUUAUGAAGCACUCUAUACUUUUUCCAACAACAUAUUGCGAUUAAUUUUUUACAAAAUUAAAAAUAUUCACACAUUAAAGAUAUGAAAAUGUAGCUUGCAUUACAAAGAAAUGUUGGCUUACCUAAGUUAUACCUUACACGUCGAUUAAAGUCAAGUAAAGCCCUUUCAAAGACGUGUGUCACAUUAAACUACAGGUCACAUGGCGGUAGAGAACUCGACGAAGUAUUCAGGAUAUUUCAUAGCCAGUUUAAACCCUGCUGUGCACUAUUCCUGUGAAUUAUGUUGCCCAACACACCGGGUAACAAAAUUUACCACUUUGUUCGGCUGUUCCAAGUACACUUUUAUGAUACAAGGUCCGAUUAUAUCAUGUUCUUCGAAGCAUCUGCUCAAAACAGUCCAACAUAAAUGUCGCCACUCAUCUUCUUCGUAUGAAAAAAGGUUUUCCUUUCAAUUGCUUUGCUUUAAAAACAGUCGUUAGGUUGUUGAAGAGUUAGCCUGCAAGUUCCAACAAAAAACCCCCCGAUGCUUUAAAAAACCAGUGAAUCACAAUGCUGUAAACUUCAACAUCCUUAGAAAUUGUAAGCAAAACAUCGAAAAGCAAAAUUUGCGGGAAAAAGUUCACGAGCCCGCACUAUUUUCAUGCAGUGUCGACGAAAGUCCACCCUGUUGUUCACUGUACUUUACCAGAAAGACCGCUGGACAUUGCGAUUGCAUAUUGUGCAUUUUCGCCAAGCGUGUUUCAAACGAAAAAAUGUUUAUAUUUGUUUUUAUACAGUAUACUUAUCGAAAGUAUUAAAUGUCGUCGAAAAAACAUUAAAUAUCGCUGCAUAGGGUGCAAAAUUCCAAUUUGCAAUGUGUGUUCAGUGGCUUGCUCUGAGAAAACGCCUGGUUAUUGCGAGCAGAGCUAUUUCCUUGGAAAAUGUGAUGAAUGUCAAACAAGCAACGCGAACAGCAAAAGACAAUCGUUUUCUGAACCUCGGGUCUUAAACAAACCUCGACAAUCCACGCUGUCCUCCUUUUUUGUCAAGAAUGACAAGACUUCAUUGGGAAAUAAAGAGUCAGCACCAACUGCUACCAACUCAGGGACUUUGACAAAAGAAUUUCCACAAUCAACACCAGGACAAAGAACACUCACAAAUAAGAAAUCACGAAAUUUAACAACAGCAGCAGCUAAUCGAUGGAAAACAACAUCAUUGGCAACAUACAUGGCGAGUGACUGGCUUUGUAGUGAAUGCAGACAAUGCCGAUUGCAUAACUAG